GGCAAUGUCUCCAUCUCAAAGCAUAAUCCCCGCUUGCUUAACGUGCCGCCGCAAGAAAGUUCAUUGCGACCGGCGUUCGCCAUCCUGCAGCCCUUGCUCGAAGAGUGGUCUCGAGUGCUCUUACCCGACGGCAAACUCGCGGUAUAUUGUAAGCAGGGAGCGUUCUUGCAAGGCAUGUCGACGCCGGCGGGCCAAAUGCGAUAGAAAGAGACCAUGCAACGCAUGCGUUACCGCUGGAGUCAGUUGUAUCUAUGCCUCGGCCGAGAGACCUGGCCACGGAAAUGAUUCGACAGGCGUCUCAGGAGGCGCGGCCACCGGUUCCUCACCCACGGGAAGGGGUACCUCAGUCUCCACGAAUACAGGGACAGCAGUAGAUCAAGACCGUCGGCCAGUGUACCCAUCGGUGAUACUUGGAAAUGGUCCGAUCGCUGUGAAGUUGACAGAGCUGCAUCCGAACGUAGCGCAUAUAUGGUUUCUGUGGCAUAGUUUCACCGAGAACGUGGAGCCUCUGUUCAAGAUCUUCCACGCUCCAUCCGUUCAUGAGCAGCUGCUCUCAGCGAUGCAAGACAUCGGCACGAUGGAUGGAGAUUUGGAGACUUUGAUAUUUGCUGUAUACUUUGCAGCGAUCGUGAUUGAAGAAGAGAGCGAGUGCUUGAUCAAAUUCAGGCAGUCGAAGAUAGACCUUCUUAAAAGAUACCGUUACGCCCUUGAGCAGUGUUUUGUGCGCUCAAAUUCCCGGGCUCGACUGUCAGUAGCUUCGCUUCAAGCGCUUGUACUCUUCCUCAACAUGACUCAUUACUCGCCGCUCUCCACACCAGUUGAUUCUCUCCUCACGUUGGGAAUCGGCCUCGCAUUGCGGCUAAACCUUCACCAAGAUCCGUCGCAGUCUUCCCAAGGACACCCUAGCUAUCCCACGAUAGCCGAUCAUACCUCUGCAGAAAUGAGGCGGCGCCUUUGGUGGCACAUCAUGGCCCUCGAUGUACAGUAUGCCGAAGCUGCGAUAAGGGAUCCUAUCAUUUCUGAAGCGAUGUGGACGACUAGAUUUCCAAGUAGCUAUAAUGAUGGCGAACUAGACUGCUUAAGCGAGCAGCCAAUGCCUCCUCCAACGGGUGAGACAUUCGACCCAGAAAUAUUUGCGACACAGGCCACCGCCCCUCACAGUGAUGAGCAAGAAAGUCGCAGAACAGACAUGUCUUUCGCGCUAUCAAGGCUAGAGAUAAUGAAGAGUCUUAGACGUUACAGUUUCUCGGAACAAUUCUGCAUUAACAACGGAUAUAACUACCUUGCUACACCUGUGGCACAGAUUCAAUUCCUCAAUGACUUGGUACAGAGAGUCCAUCAAAAAUACUUGCGAUUCCAGCAAGGCAACGACCGUCUCAGCUUCUUCGAACGCAACGCUGUGAAACUGAUUCUCAGCAAGCAUCUGAUGAUGGCGAAGCGAAACGAACCGAUUAGGGAGAUACUGAGCAAUUGUAUCAAGGUGCUUGAAGCUGCUGUAGGGUUGCGCAAGUCGCAGGCGAGAUGGGCUUGGCUGCUAAGGCAGCCUGUGGAGUUGGAUUCUCUGGAGUUGCUUUUGGAGUGUUUAGCUAGGCGGCCAGAUACGGAACAGCUCAGUGGUGAUGAGGACCUAGAGCACGCAUGGACGCUGGCUAAGAAAGCGACGGAGAGUGGAGAGAGAGACAACUUAGCCGCUUGCUAUCCUGCUCAAUGGGCUCGGAUUCAAAAGCUGUGCGAGCACGCUAUCGAGCGUCGAUUUCCGCGAACACAAAUCAGCAACUAGGAACAAGAAAAUUGACCCAACUAUUGAACUCAGUAGAAAACCUUCCUUGAAGACUUUCGUUGCGUCUAUUAGGAGACAGAUGGGCCCUUUCUACCUGCUAAGGGCAGAGACAACUCCAGAGGAGAUGAAAAGCAAAUCACCACUGUUGGAAAGACGACUAUGAUAGAAG
Messenger RNA from Eremomyces bilateralis CBS 781.70, 1949 nucleotides. RefSeq lists its product as uncharacterized. Gene Ontology annotation, biological process: regulation of DNA-templated transcription; DNA-templated transcription. The coding region runs from base 5 to 1780 and encodes 591 amino acids. NCBI's taxonomy places the organism in Eukaryota, Fungi, Ascomycota, Dothideomycetes, Eremomycetales, Eremomycetaceae. Gene Ontology annotation, molecular function: DNA-binding transcription factor activity, RNA polymerase II-specific; DNA binding; zinc ion binding. The transcript is spliced from 2 exons. The record is from RefSeq and is a predicted model, not a curated record.